Molecule: messenger RNA, 453 nt
Organism: Rattus rattus (black rat)
Lineage: Eukaryota; Metazoa; Chordata; Mammalia; Rodentia; Muridae
Product: exocrine gland-secreted peptide 1-like
Exons: 2
Coding region: 1-453 (150 amino acids)
Molecular function (GO): pheromone activity
Source: RefSeq, a predicted model, not a curated record
AUGGCUCCUUUACCAGUGAUGUUAUUUCUCAUAACCCUGCUGUUCCCAUUGAUGAGCAUUGAAGGAAGGGUACUGCCACAAACUCAAAAACAAUCCACCAUAUCUUCAAAUCAUAAGACAAAUGACAAGGCUGCCUUGGACAAGACUGACUGUCAAGGUGAAGGAAAUAUACAAGGCCGGGAGAAGGUAUUCUGUGCCUCCAAUCAAGAGCAAACAUUAUGUGGAGAUGUGGCCAAUGCUAAUCAACACAAGUUAAACCUGUCUCAAAACAUGAUGUCCCAGAGGACCUGUUGUACUCAGAGCCAUCAAGUGGACCCUGUAUACUUCAACCACUCAGCCAAUAGGAUUCAAGGGACCAGAGUUAGGGACCACGAAAACAAUUUUAGACACAAAGUCAUUUACGGUUUGGAUGAAUUCUUGAAGUUAUUGGUAGAGGUGUUAGUUUCCCAUUAA